Molecule: messenger RNA, 3165 nt
Organism: Dalotia coriaria
Lineage: Eukaryota; Metazoa; Arthropoda; Insecta; Coleoptera; Staphylinidae
Gene: Marf
Product: Mitochondrial assembly regulatory factor
Exons: 7
Coding region: 369-2696 (775 amino acids)
Biological process (GO): mitochondrion localization; mitochondrial fusion
Cellular component (GO): mitochondrial outer membrane
Molecular function (GO): GTP binding; GTPase activity
Source: RefSeq, a predicted model, not a curated record
AUCAACGCAGCGCAGUAACAAUUGUAAAGCGUAAUAACAAAAUUCGCCACCGGGCGUCAUUUGCUAGUCGCCUAUCGAUUCCUGUCAGCGUGCCAGAGCAUUCAAAGUGCAAAUCACAUCUAUUUUUGGAGUUCGAAUAUAUUUCGAAUAACGCUGCAUUUAGUGUUAAUUACGCCGUAAGUCAUCUCGGCGGUAAGUUGCGUCGUGGCUUUCAUGUGGAGACAUGUAAAGUGUUUGUAUUUUUUGAGGUUAGGCCCUUACUGGCUGCAAAAAACCAAUGAGCAAAAAUGAGUCUACGAAACGAACAGUUGCCACCUGCAUGUUAGCUACCUGUGUGUUUUGUGUACACAAACGCGAGCCGCAGCACGAUGGCAGCUUACUUAAAUCGCACUAUGUCGAUGAUGUCAGGCGAUGGUCCACAUAAUCGGGCGCCGUUGUCCAUGGCAGACCAUCGCUCUGUGCGGGCCGCCCCUGAGAAUUCGCCUUUGCAGAUUUUCGUCAGGGCCAAGAAGAAGAUCAAUGACAUUUUCGUUGAGAUCGAGGAUUACGUAAAGGAUGCUGUUCAAUACAUGCAUGAGAUUGAGAAAGAACAGCAAUUAUUGGACGAGAAGAAAGUAAAGGAAGCGGAACUUUUUGUGACGAAAGUACACGGCAUUCGCGAUGUACUCACCAGAGAUCACAUGAAGGUCGCUUUCUUUGGGCGUACAUCAAACGGAAAAAGUUCCGUUAUUAAUGCGAUGCUUCGGGAUAAAAUUUUACCCAGUGGUAUAGGUCAUACAACAAACUGUUUUCUGCAGGUGGAAGGGUCACAAACCGACGAAGCAUAUUUAGUUCUUGAAGGCUCCGAUAAACAACACAACGUAGAGUCUGUUUCACAACUCGCACACGCACUUUGUAAGGAGAGAUUGAAAGAGAGCGAAAUGGUGCGCGUGUAUUGGCCUCGCAAUCGGUGCCUUCUGCUAAGGGACGACGUUGUGUUUGUUGACUCACCGGGAGUUGAUGUGACGCCAAAUCUUGACGAAUGGAUUGAUAAACACUGCCUCGACGCUGACGUUUUUGUGUUAGUAGCUAAUGCAGAAUCAACAUUAAUGGUCACCGAGAAAAACUUCUUCCAUAAAGUAUCGACACGAUUAUCGAAACCGAACAUUUUUAUACUAAACAAUCGAUGGGACGCAUCUGCAAAUGAGCCGGAAUUUUUAGAUCAACAAUUCGAUGAACAAGCCGAGGUGAGAAAACAACACCAGGAGCGCGCAGUUGACUUUUUAGUGAACGAAUUAAAAGUCUGCACACUGGAAGAAGCUAACCACCGGAUAUUCUUCAUAUCAGCGAAAGAAGCACUCAUGACACGUCUCUCAGAACAAGGACAGAGCCCAACCGUCACCCACGCUGAAGGUUACUUGAAUCGCUACUUGGAAUUCCAGGAUUUCGAGAAGAAAUUUGAAGAGUGCAUUUCUAAAUCUGCUGUUAAAACAAAGUUUGAACAGCAUUCACAGCGUGGUAAGUUGAUAGCAACGGAACUACGAGAAGUCCUCGAUACGCUCUACACUGACGCCCAGAAAUUAAAAGAAGAUAAACUGCAGCAGCGUAAAGAUCUGCAGGAUAAAGUCAACUAUACUGAGCAACAGUUAAUGGUAAUCACACAAGAAAUGAAGCAGAAGAUUCAUCACAUGGUAGAAGAUGUAGAACAGCGCGUUUCGAAAGCGUUGAGCGAAGAAAUUCGACGUUUGAGUAAUUUAUUGGAUGAAUUUAAUCUACCCUUCCAUCCAGAACCACUUGUGCUUAAUGUGUACAAAAAAGAAUUGCAUAUGCAUGUUGAGGCUGGUCUGGGUUCGAACUUACGCGCGCGACUUUCUACAGCGCUGGCGCUUAAUAUGGAGUCGAGUCAGCGCGAAAUGACAGAACGGAUGGAAACACUCAUACCACCGGAGAAGCAUGCUACUUCGAAUUUAAUCCUUCCACGACGGCAACCAUUUGAAAUUUUGUACCGCUUGAAUUGCGACAAUUUAUGCGCGGAUUUCCACGAAGAUUUAGAGUUUCGUUUCUCGUGGGGUAUUACUGCGCUGAUUCAACGUUUUACAGGAACUGGCAAUGCGUUCCUUGCUUUGAAAGGUAAACGCGACAGCCCAAACAAUCACACUAUUAUACCUUCAACGCCGAGUGAAGAGAUCGAUGGUCGUUUGUAUUACCAACCGUCUUCUGUUUCAAUGGAGGAUUGGUCGGUGUUGAGUCGUAUUGCUCUCGCGGGGGUUAGUUCGCAGGGCACUAUGGGAGGUCUCCUCGUUGCUGGUUUUCUAAUGAAGACGAUUGGCUGGAGGAUUAUUGCCGUAACAGGCGCUGUCUACUCCUGUCUGUAUCUCUAUGAGCGUCUUACGUGGACAAACAAAGCCAAAGAGAAAAAAUUCAAGAAACAAUACGUUGCUCAUGCAACACGUAAGCUACGUAUGAUUGUCGAUCUUACAUCGGCGAAUUGCAGUCAUCAGGUGCAGCAGGAGUUGUCUGGUACUUUUGCGCGUUUGUGUCACCUCGUAGAUGAAUCCACACAAGAUAUGGAUAAACAGCUUAAAGAACUUGAAAAGCAAGUUAACUCAUUGGACAUCGCUGGAAAUCGGGCGAAGGUGCUGCGUAACAAGGCGAAUUAUCUCACACAUGAAUUGGAGCUGUUUGACGACGCUUACUUGAAAAUGCACCAUCACUAAUAUUAAUAUCAUUUCUUAUUGUUUAUUUAUUAUUAUUGAUGUUUUUUGACAAGAAACAAAACCGAAACCACCAACUAUUAAGUGUACGGUCACGAAAUGCGAAGUUUGCGUUAUUAUUCGCGAUUGUGAUUGAUACGACACGUUGUAGACAAUGUUAUAAAUUAUGAUAGAGAAAUAUGCGAUUGGGAUGUGUGAAUGUUCUCUAGACGAUCAACAUUUCGACUUUCUGUCUUGUGGUAAUAGAAUAGAGAAGAAUCGAUUUGAACUAAUACAUUGCUAGUCUGUAUAGUUUAAGUAUAACUGAAAAGAAGACAAAAAUUAAGUAUGCAUUCAUUUGCAUAGUGCGAGAAUGACCGGGAAAUGAAGUGAAAUUAUGCCCCCUAUUUGAUUUUAUUACAUUAUAUAGUGAGGGAUUAUGUAUUAUGUUGAACAUUGAGAAAUAAAGUUGCUGUUUAUAAAAAAAAGAUAA